Messenger RNA from Penicillium cosmopolitanum, 1617 nucleotides. Its product is annotated as replication factor A subunit protein RFA1. The coding region runs from base 1 to 1617 and encodes 538 amino acids. The transcript has 4 exons. Gene Ontology annotation, molecular function: damaged DNA binding; single-stranded telomeric DNA binding. NCBI's taxonomy places the organism in Eukaryota, Fungi, Ascomycota, Eurotiomycetes, Eurotiales, Aspergillaceae. Gene Ontology annotation, cellular component: nucleus; DNA replication factor A complex. Gene Ontology annotation, biological process: meiotic cell cycle; nucleotide-excision repair; telomere maintenance via telomerase. The record is from RefSeq and is a predicted model, not a curated record.
AUGUGGUUACAGACGGAUCUCUGCCAAAAGGGAUGUUUUGUCAAACUGAAGUCAUUCCAAGCCAACUCUGUCAAGGGUAAAAAGAUCUUGAUCAUUCUGGAUCUGGAGGUUAUGAAGGAACUGGGCGAGGCGGAGAAGAUUGGCGAGCCGAAGCCUUUGGAAAUCAAAGCCGACGACGACGAAAAGCCCCAACCCACAGCAAUUUCGAGCAACGGAUUCUAUGGCUCAAAGCCUCCGGCCGCACCGGCACAGCAACAAAACCGCGCACAACCGACGAGAGGACCCUCAGCUGGUACCCAUGCAUCCAUUCACCCGAUCGAGGCCAUCUCUCCCUACAAUAACAAAUGGACGAUCAAGGCCCGCUGUACGAACAAGUCACCCAUCAAAACCUGGCACAACAAGAAUGGCGAAGGAAAGCUAUUCAGUGUGAAUUUGCUGGAUGAUAGCGGCGAGAUCCGCGCGACUGGAUUUAAUGACCAGUGUGAUCUGCUUUACGACCUUUUCCAAGAAGGUGGUGUGUACUACAUCUCUAGCCCCUGUCGGGUGCAAAUGGCCAAGAAACAGUUCACCAACUUGAACAACGAUUACGAGCUUACAUUCGAGCGGGAUACUGUGGUCGAGAAAGCGGAGGAUCAACAUGAUGUGCCCCAGAUUCGUUUCAAUUUCACCACUGUCGGGGACUUGCAAACUGUGGAGAAAGAUACAACCACCGAUGUGAUUGGAAUCCUGAAAGAAGUUGGAGAAACAUCGCAGAUCGUUUCAAAGGGAACGGGCAAACCGUACGAUAAACGAGAGCUCGGCCUCGUCGACAAUACCGGGUUCUCGGUCCGAUUGACCAUUUGGGGUGCAACUGCUGUCAAUUUCAACGUGGCUCCCGAGUCUGUUGUUGCCUUCAAGGGAGUCAAGGUUUCCGACUUUGGCGGUCGCAGUCUCAGCUUGCUGAGCUCUGGCUCAAUGACGGUCGAUCCUGACAUCGGAGAGGCUCAUAAACUAAAGGGAUGGUAUGAUGCUCAAGGUCGGACUGAGAAUUUUACUUCGCAUGCGUCUCUCUCUGGUGCUACCGGCUCAAGCAUGAAGUCUGAUAAAUUCAAGACGGUUGCCCAAGUCACUGAAGAGCAACUGGGCAUGUCUGAUCAGGUGGAUUACUUCUCCUUGAAAGCGACUGUUGUUUUUAUCAAGCAAGAUGCUACCUGGUGCUAUCCCGCCUGUCUCUCUGAACGCUGCAACAAGAAGGUCACUGAGCUGGAUCCUGGCCAGUGGCGUUGUGAGAUGUGUGACAAAUCACACCCCAAGCCCGAGUAUCGUUACAUCAUGCCACUUAGCGUGAGCGAUCACACCGGCCAGCUUUGGCUCAGUUGCUUCGAUGACACUGGACGACUGAUCAUGGGAAUGUCGGCGGAUGAUUUGAUGCAGCUUCACGAGGAUGACCCUGUCGCAUUCGGGGAAGUGUUCCAAGAAGCCAAUUGCCGCACCUGGAAUUUCCGUUGCCGUGCAAAGAUUGACACUUAUGGUGAACAACAGCGAGUUCGGUACCAAGUAUCAUCUGCCUCGGCCAUCAACUAUUCCGAGGAAGCCUCCCGUCUCGCCGAUAUUAUCAGCGCCUACAAUAUCAACUAG